Hydatigera taeniaeformis is the source of this 1551-nucleotide messenger RNA. The record is from the annotation of a GenBank genome assembly. NCBI's taxonomy places the organism in Eukaryota, Metazoa, Platyhelminthes, Cestoda, Cyclophyllidea, Taeniidae.
AUGUCCACCUAUAAUGGGAAAAGGUUGUCCACCAAAGACUUUGACUUCGACAUUCAGUCCCACAAAAGACGGCUUACCGACCUCUUCUUUCCCAACUCUUCUCGAGCUCCGAUUCAACGGGAUUCAUCCGACUUCCGGGAGUUCUGGAAUUUUGCAGGAAAACUCCAAUCCUUUCUGCUAAAUCAAUCCAACUGGUCAGAUUUCAACCACGGUAGCGACCGUUAUGACCGAGUACUACGUCUCAACCUACAGACACGUAACUACCGUUUGGAGGACUAUAUGCGCCAUCGAAUGGCUGACGACACCCCCCAUCGGCACUCUAGUCUCUCCGACCGGAACCUUCUCGCCAUGCAUCUUAUUUACGAUAUUUACCUUGACUUUCUAAUGAAGCAGAGAUGGGCUAAAAUAAAGCGCCUACGUCACGAUCGCGACAACCUCCCAAUUGCAAGAUUUCAUGAGUCUCUGUUAAGUGAGUUGGUGCGACAACAGGUGCUAGUUAUUGCUGGGGAUACAGGCUGUGGAAAGUCGACUCAGGUGCCACAGUACCUAGCGGGUGCGAAGAAAAUGGGAGAAGAGGUUCUUUACAAACGUAUUGCUGUCACGCAACCGCGAAAAAUUGCAUGCAUUAGUUUGGCUGCGCGUGUGAGUACCGAGAUGCUGGCGGAGAAGGGCACAAAAGUGGGCUACCAAGUAAGGCAUUCUACAUGUUCAGCCACUUACUUGCUCUUGCUUUUAUGCAUUUUCAUAGAGCAAUCGCACACGUCUUGCCGGUUUCAGGUUCGCUUCGAGAGGCACAAAUCGAAGGCUACGCAGAUUCUCUUCCUUACUGAGGGUUUGCUUCUUCGUCAGAUGCAGUCGGAUCCCUUCCUCAAGGAAUAUGACGUUAUUAUCCUUGACGAGGUAUGCGUACACGAACGUCACUGGCAGACAGACUGUCUUCUGGGUUUAAUGAAGUGCCUCGUGGUGGCACGACCCGAGGUGCGACUGGUGCUGAUGUCCGCUACGAUCAACGUUAAUCUUUUCGCCAGUUUCUUCAACGACUGUCCCAUUUUGGAGGCAAGUUCAAUUACUUUGGUCAUUAACUGUCCAAUUUUGGCCCUUCUCCAGAACAUUUUGAUGAAACUACUCAAUGUUUUCACAAACGCCUACUUCUUUGCAAUAAAAUAUUGCCUCAAGCUGCUAGAGGGCCUAGCAAUUAUAAAUUGUCAAUGUAGCAUGAAUCCGCCAAUUUGGUUAUCCAACUACUGCACUGGUCGACCACCAACUGGUCGUCUGUACCCAAUAACCCUCAAGUACUGCCCUUUGACUCCGGCCGAGCAGGCUGCCUCGCUGGAGCGGAUUGACCCUGCGCCCUAUGUUCGACUGCUUCAACAUAUCGACAACACCUAUUCCAUCUCUGAGCGCGGUGACCUUCUUGUUUUCCUCUCCGGCAUGGCAGAGAUUCAGGUUAAUGAUCUGUGUUUAAUUGUUCUUGAUUACUCUGCUUCUGAAAAGCCAAUCAUGAUAGUCUCAACCUGCUUUGUCGAACACGAUAGUAAUCGUAUGACUUAA